UACGAAACAUGAACAACCAAAAAACACCCAAAAUAGGAGACGUUAUCAUAGGAUGGGAAGUUUCUAGGGUACUAAAUUAUACUACAAACAUAUCAUAAUAAAUUGUAUUCCCUAUUUCCUUCUGUUUUUAUCUCUAUUUUCCUAUUUAUUCACAACAGAAACUAUUUUCUCGUAAAAGAUUAAAAAAAAGAGGAAGCACAAAAACUACUAAUUAAGUUGGUGGAGAGAACCUCGUGCUUUUCACCCGUCUAGUAGUAGUACUUCUUGUUGUUGAUUCUAUCUAGGGUUUGAGCAGUCGCUCUCUGAUUCCCAACAGAAACGCAUCAGAAACUCAGACCUAAUAAGUCAUCCAUGCAAAGCAAAGCACUGCCAUUGCAGCAUCGUUUUUGCCGUUAUGUUUGGAUUUUCCUUUUUACUGCUUCAACUACUUUGACCUCGCCGUAGUAAAAACUCCCUUUCAUUUCCUCUUUCCUCGUCCUUAUCCUUCAUAACGGAAAGAGAGAGAGAGAGAGAGAGAGAAAUCACCGCGAAUCUACGCCUCCCAAAUCAGUAAAAACAACCCCCGGGAUUUACUUCAACAUGCACGCGAUUUCCAAACCUGUCCUCUCCUCUCACACCUAACCAAAAGAGUAAAACACCCCAUCUCCAAUACAUGGUUUGGUAAUGAUUUGGUUCGAUAUAUGAUCGAACCAAAUUAGAGUAUAACUCUCGUUGUCAGAAAUGAUGGAAAUUUGUUAGUCUUUUUUAUUAUACUUUUAAUCGUGUUUUUUUUUGUUCUUAGGGACCAACUGAAAUAGUAACGAGUAACGACCAUGCCUGAUAUGGAUUCAUUUCAAGUUGGCGCAUGGCAUGAGCGAGAGUGAACCAUAGUAAAUACUGAACCAAAUCGAUCGAUUUGCAUGUGCUUUGUGUCAUUCAUCGACUUAGGUAAAAAUGCUAUGUGCAUAAGAUUUAACUGAUUGUAACUACUACUGAAUCCUAUUGGACUGUGUUAAAAAUGAUCAACUCAAUUUGGUUUGAUUCAACAAAUUCUCUAUAAAACAAGGGGGAGGGGACAAUCAAAUUGAAGCCUGACCAGAUCAAAUAGCAUACAAUGCAAAUCGAAUUGUGCUUCUGCAGUGUUUCAAUCUAAUAAGUUCUACAACGGUUCGAUAUGUGUUAAAUCAUUAUAAUGUUGUCAUACUUAAUCAUUCUCGCUACAAAGUUUUGAAUCAUGUACCAUUUGAUCUAAUCCAAUUUGUUUUGGACCGAACCGUCGCCCACACCGCAACCCUUCCAACAUGACCAAAACCGUAAAUUUCCAAUCCUUCCUCUGUCCCUACAACGCGUUGUUUCCCACAAACUUUCUCCUUCCAAUCCAUCCAACGAAAGAUCCAAUUCCAAGCAGCUGCCUCUCUCUCUCUCUCUAUCUGCCUGUAAGCUGUAAGCAAUAAAACUUUUUCCUUUCUCCCAAAAAAAAACUCCCAAAUCAUCUCUCUCUCUCUCUCUUCCUCUGCUCUCUCCCCCCUUUUCCGUUUCCCUUUUCUCCCCCUCCCUCUCCCUAAAAAAUGUCGACUCCCCUGCCAUCCACAAUGGCUUCCAUAAUCAUCUUCUCCGUCUCCCUCCUCCUCAUCCUCUCACUCUCACCCGCCGCCGCCGGCAGCGGCAUGUCGGCGUCGCUCCAGAAGCUCCUCCACAGCCAGGGGCUCCCCGGAGGACUGUUCCCCGACAAUGUCAAAUCCUUCGAUCUCGAUUCCACCGGCCGGCUCGAGGUCGAGCUCGACGGCCCCUGUUUGGCCAAGUUCGAAAACAGAGUGUUCUUCGAGAGCGUGCUGCGGGCCAAUCUCAGCUUCGGCGGGCUCAUCGGAAUGGAAGGCUUGACUCAGGAGGAGCUCUUCCUCUGGUUCCCCGUGAAAGGGAUCUUCGUCAGCGAUCCGGCCUCGGGGGUUAUCUUGCUCGAUAUUGGUCUCGCUCGCAAGCAGCUCUCUGUUUCUCUGUUCGAAGAUCCGCCUUCUUGCAAGGCUCAGCAAGGUGAGUUGUUGAAGGAAUCCACAGCAAUGGUGGGAUUGGCAGCUGAGAGAUGAGAAAAAAGGUUUCAACUUUCAUAUAGAGAAAGACAGAGAGAAUUUUCAAGUUUCCUUCCCUCCACCGGUUUUGAUUUUUCUUCUUCUUCUUCUUCUUCUUCUUCUUCUUCUUCUUCCAGUCUUUCUGGGUUUUCUUUAUGUUCUUCAUCUUCUUUUUACCUUUUCCUUUUCUUUCCUUUUUGUUUCUCUUGCUUUUGUUUGAAUCAAAGUUUUGAGUGGGGGAAAAAGGAGUAGGAGAGGGUAGUGAUAGAAAUUGUACAAAUGUUGGUAGUGGACUUCUGGUGGGUUGGGGGAAAAUGGACGGAGGGCUUAAGGAUUCUUGAAUUCUCUUGUUGAUAAACAUUUUGAAUUUUUAGUUUAUAGAGUUCCAAAAGAUCUUCUGUGUUUGGAUGGAUGAUGAUUGUCUUCCUUAAAUUUCAUCUAUACUUGCAAUUAGGGGAGCAAUUAGUGGGGGGAAGAUGGAGUGAUUAGAAGCUAAAAAUGAGUAAAUUAUGGUCUUAAUUGAAGUGACCAAAUUUCAGACCAGUUCUGUGAAUGCCAAGUUAAAGCCACUUCUGGUAAGUAGUAAGGUUGUUAGCUGCUAAAAUUGUUUAGGGUAAGUAGCUAGUGGAGAGCCCAUCUUUUUAUAGGAAAAAGCCUGAUAUUGCUACACUAGCCUACCACCACAAUGCCACAGAUUCUACUCCUUUUAGAGUUUAUGAGGCAGAGCCAUGAUUGGAGUUCUUUCACUUGAAAAAAAAGCCGGAUUCCAUGGAUGAUUUCCAGCAAGUUGUCGACUGUCUUCUGAACUCUGAAUCUCUUCCCUUUUUGGCUCUCUACUCUACUCCAGAACAAACUUCUAAGUUACCAGAUUCGCUCAGGGGGGUCGAUAUCUUUCGUUUUUUUAGGAUAUAAUGCUAGUGCGAUUAACCGUGUCUUACCAUUCGUUCGAAAUCGAUUCAAGUUUCAAAGACUUCAAGCCAAUCAUACAUAUAUUUAGAAACUUGGCAAAACUUGAAGAAUAGAGAUGACUUUUCUGG
This is a messenger RNA of Linum trigynum, 3082 nucleotides long. The record is from the annotation of a GenBank genome assembly. NCBI's taxonomy places the organism in Eukaryota, Viridiplantae, Streptophyta, Magnoliopsida, Malpighiales, Linaceae.